AGAGAGAGAGAGAGAGAGAGAGAGAGAGAGAGAGAGAGAGAGAGAGAGAGAGAGAGAGAUGCCUGUUAUGAGGGUGUGUUCACGACCUGCUUUUCCGAGGGCGAUGCGGUUGUCUUUUUGUGCCCCGAUCGGGUGUUGCGCGGGGUGUGAGACAGGAGCUGCGUGGCCAUUCCCACAAGUGAGCUGCGCGAGCGCUUCUGCGGGCACCCCUUCCGCUCAACCUCCGCUCCGCUCCGGCUUCCGCAGUGAGGGGAAAGCCAUCGUCUCCGAUAUCAUGCUCGCGCAGUCUGUGCGCACGACUGCGCGUGCCGUCGGAACCUCGUUGGGACCCCGUGUAUGGGGUUCGCAAUCAUCUUCAUCAUCUAGUUGCAGAAGUGGAGCUCAGUGUUAUACUAGUAAUAAUGGCUCUACUCGUUGUCGGGACCCCGUUGCCACGUGGCAUGCGUCUGCCGCACAGAGACAGACGACGCGAUUGCAGCUUUGGGCAGACGAUCGGGACCUCUCCGGUCAUGCCACCAACCAUCAGCAAAUCUGGUGCUCUUAUUCGUUGCCGUCAAAACUUAUUACUACUGGUAAGGAGUGUAAUCCACGUGGAUCUCGCUUGAUGAUCGAAGGUCCACGUGGAGCUCGCUUGAUGAUCGAAUGGGAGAGAGAGAUCACUCUAACCCUGAACACUAAUUACCCCACGAGAGGAGGAGGAGGAGGAGGAGGAGGAAGAAGAAGAAGAAGAGUUGAAGGUGCUGGCUAUGGCGGACGCAUCUUGUCGGCCGUUUGUAGAGGUAGGAGAAACGAUGAAGUCCCUGUCACUCCUUUCAAGGGGUAUUCUUGUCAAGCGGCGCAAUUGCAGGGGUACAUUGGUGAACUAGUUGAAGAGGACAACGCUGACGCUGUUGAGAACAUCAGUGCGGCCUUCAUGGACCCUAUGCCAGCUGGCAUGGAGAAUCGAGCAGGAGGAGGAGGAGGAGGAGGAGGAGGAGGAGGAGGUGAUAGCUCUUCUGCUCCUUCUUCUCUGUCUGAUUCUCUGCUUUCGUCACAGGGGAUAGCAGAGUCUACAGGUCUGCUUACGUGGCGGUCGUCUUCAGAAUGCGUCCCGACCCAAUCUCCAAUCAACAGCAGCCGUCAGAUGACGAGAUCUAUGAUGGAAUACUGUGUGGUCAAUUUUUACCAUCUGACUUGCAUAGAAGAUUCUCCUGCUGAGGUGGCACGCCACCGGGAAUUUUUGAAGGGGCGGGACAUUCGUGGCCGCAUAUAUAUCGGUUCCAAGGGAAUCAAUGCACAGCUCAGUGGCCCUCCCAGCGAUGCGCUGGCAUAUGCAGAGUGGGUGAAAGCGGACCACCGAUUCUCAAAUCUCCGCAUCCAAGUUUCUCCAUCGCCAAUCGGACAUGCAUUUCCAAGGCUACGGUUGCAGCACAAGGAGGAACUUGUACAGGUUGUUGGUGGCACAGAGAGCUUGCCUCUAUCUGACCCUGCAUCCAGAGCUACACCCCUCUCCCCAAAGGAGUGGAGGGAGAAGAUCGUCACAGCUGUGGCGGAAGGCAACUUUAUAAAAGGACAUGCAAGCCCUGCGAUUAAUCGACCUCGGCUUCCGGAAGUAGUUCACUCCAUCCAGUUGUCGGAGGGACUGUCCUCCUCCAGAAGUUCGUCGUUCUCUGAAUCCACAACACCUUCAUCUUCAACUGUUUCAACACCUUCAUCUUCCUCAUCCGAAGGGUCCCCUCCUGUCUCCACCGAAGGGUCAUUUAGACUCAACAAGGGGGAUGAAUCACUGGCUGAGGCUAAUGAUACAGGAAAAAGCGAAGUGUCAGGAACUUGCCGGCAACGACUCGACACCGCAGAAGCAGAAGAUUCUGGCAGCGUCUCUGUUGCGGAAGAAACAGCAACUGGGGAGCUAAGUUCAGCAAGAAAGAAUCUGAGGAAGCUUCUCCUUCUUGACGUCAGGAAUGGGUACGAAUGGGAUCUAGGUCACUUCAAGGGCGCAGUUCGACCCCCUGUCGAUUGCUUCAGGAGCACCAAGUUUGGUCUGGAUGACGCCGCUGAAGAGGGGGAAUCCGACCCAUUGGCGGGGAUCGACAAGGAGAACACAGAUGUGCUGAUGUAUUGCACAGGGGGAAUCCGCUGCGAUGUCUACUCGACAAUGCUUAGGGAACGCGGUUUUCAAAAUCUUUAUGCACUUGAGGGGGGAGUCGCAAACUACUUGAAGGAAGAGAAUCCUUCACUUUGGAAGGGCAAUCUGUAUGUUUUCGACGCUCGGCUGUCAGUCCAACCUGACAUGUACAAACUGCAGCAGAGUUCAGAGAUCGAAAGUCGUGACAGAGAAGCAAAUGAUGAUGUCCCGGAGAACAUCGCUGAGGUGCUGAAGGAGAUCGAUAAGCUGGAGGGAGACGAGGAUGUGAGGUGCCACGUUUGCAGGGGUCCCGUGGAAAUUGCCCGGCAUCGGAACUGUGCCAAUAUUGACUGCAACCGGCUAUUCUUCUCUUGCCCAGCAUGUUCCGAAAGGGUGCGAGGGUGCUGCUCAGAAGCAUGCCUAUCAUCCCCGCGUGUGCGGCCAUACUUGCCUCAGCCACAGGUAUUCCAGAAGUGGCACGUCUAUCGCUCAGCAACAGAAUCGGCUAAUGGGUCUCACCAUGGCGGUCAAAGUUUACUGAAGAAGUUACGCCGGAAGAAGGUCGAGGAACACGACGGACAUCUAAAAUUUCUUAAUGCAAUUGAUUGCCAGCAGGAGGCAGAGGCAGAUCGAUGAUCGGCGGCCGUGUUGCUGAGAAUGAUGUGAUACGGAAUUUACGAACUCGUGGGGCCGAGUGAGAGGCUGGGAGAAGGAAAUGUGUCUGCGUAUGUGUGUGUGUGUGUGGUGUGUUCUGUGAGGUUGUGUCUGUAUGUGCGUGUGUUGUCAUGUUCGCUGUACACAACUCUACAAAGAAAAUAAGAAUGACUGUGCCACUGUUUCCUGUGCCAGACGGUUUCGUCGGACUUUCACCGACUCGUGAGGAGGUCGAACUGUAUGUAUGUGUGUGUGUGUGUGUGUGUGUGUGUGUGUGUGUAGUGUGUGUGUGUAGUGUGUGUGUGUGUGUGUGUGUGUGUGUGUACAACACAUGAAGAAGUGUUCUUAACUCUCAAGUAUGCGACGUGCUUGGUUUCGCGGUCCAAGUCCGUCGAUUUAGGCUCCUUCCCCUCUGCUCGUAGGUGCGUAGUGUGGUAGAGUGUGUGUGUGUGUGUGUGUGCACGUGAGUGUGUGUAGCCGGUGAAGUCUGAAACACGACUGGAGUGGGAAAGACCCGUUAGUACAUCAGAGUUGAGGCAUGAACAGAAAAAAGACCAGCGUAGCGGUGUGGGAAUAUGUGGAAAGAGCGUGUCUUGGUCUGAGAGACCAUUGCCGACUGGCGACAGCUGCUAUUGGAGGAACCUUGUCGUUGUCAAGGCAUGUAGACUCCCAUCAUCUCUCUUGUUGGAGGAGCGUUAUCUUUCUUGAAGAACAUAGAUAAUCUGCCAUCAUCUCUCUCCUUAUCUUGAUUGGUUCUUGCUACUAGAGGGACUUUCUGACAUCUAGCACGGUGUACUUAGUCACUCCCUGGAACCUACAUAGUCUCCCCACUGUUUGCCGCAGUUGGUGCUUGCCGCUAGAGCGGCUUCGGACAUCUAACAUAGCCUCUCUGAUCUUCCCUUCCCUUCUCUUCGCCUCAGUUGCUGUUUGCUCCUAGAGGGCCUUCAAAUAUCUGACAGGACACAUUUUCUUGCUCUCUGGGGUCUCUCUUUCCUGCGUUGCAGCAGGCACUCGCCUUUCAUCGCGUUCCCGGUGAUUGUCAAAGGUUUACAGCAGGGAUGUGUCGUCGUUGUCGUUACGGCACACGGCAGGAAUGCGGUCGUAAACGGAUCAUUAACGGACAGAUUCACCUGGUAAUGGGAUUCCAUUCCAAAUUCACUCCAAAAUCCAUGCUGGAUUGGGCCCAAGGUGGGCCCAAAACUAGCCAAAAUCAAUUGCCAAAUUGAGC
This is a messenger RNA of Chara braunii, 3986 nucleotides long. The record is from the annotation of a GenBank genome assembly. NCBI's taxonomy places the organism in Eukaryota, Viridiplantae, Streptophyta, Charophyceae, Charales, Characeae.